UUGCUUCAGGUGGCUCAGCUCGGAUGUCGGCUUCAUGUCUCUAUUGCUGGAAUCUAUCACGGACAUUCUGCCGAUACUUUGCGUGGGACUAAUCUGGCGCCUGGGUGACAUACGACUCUGGUGUCAGACGACCUUUGCUGGAGCUUUGCUAAUGACGCUGAAGGGCUUUGUUUCGUGGGCCACGGUAGUACCAGACGCCCAAGGAUGGAAGGCAUGCAAAGACAGAUUGGGCAUCGACGGGCUGCGCUACUUUCGGGAGGACCGGCUGGUCGCGGAUAUGUUGGCUGACAUCUUGCUCCUUGAGGUUAGAGGCUUUUGGUUCGCACGUUCGAGGCGGAGACUGUGUGCAGAUACAAUGUUCAGUGGUGGCACCAGUUUGUCAGUACUAUUUUGUACCAGUCUUUGUGAGGCUAGCAUCAUGCUAUCGUCGGGAACCUCGCAGCGUGGUGCAGAAGAGGCAGAUGCUCUUCUGCCAGCAAUUGCGCAGUGCAUGAGGUAUCUGCUGGUGGCUUUGACGGUUGGAAACCUGGUGGUACCAGUGCUUGAGGGGUCGUGGCAGUUGCUGCCAGAGGCUUGGCGAAUCGGAAACAAGACUAAGGAAUGGACACAGGAGGUUCUUUGCAGGUUUGCAACAGCCCUGUCCACAUCUCAAACUGGUCUUGGCUCUGGCGGUGGAUGCUUGGUGUCGCAGCUGGCCAGUGGAAGGCAGGACAUGGAGCACAACCUGGUGGACUUGGGCAAGGUUCUGAUCCCACCGCCCUGGUCGGUGGGGCGGGAGUACUGCUACCUGCGGCAGCAUCCCCUUCCGGAAGCAUCUGCCCAGAAGGGCGUUAUGCAGCAACUUCUGGCGAUCCUUCGCCAGUCCCAGGAGCAGCUUGCAAAGAAGGAGCAGAAGAAGCUUGAAAUGCUAAAGAAGGAGCAAGCUGACGAGCUUGUCAGUGCGCAGCGUUCGGACCGGUUUGCUGAGCAACGCAUUCAGGAG
Molecule: messenger RNA, 982 nt
Organism: Symbiodinium necroappetens
Lineage: Eukaryota; Dinophyceae; Suessiales; Symbiodiniaceae
Source: the annotation of a GenBank genome assembly